Molecule: messenger RNA, 1194 nt
Organism: Vanderwaltozyma polyspora DSM 70294
Lineage: Eukaryota; Fungi; Ascomycota; Saccharomycetes; Saccharomycetales; Saccharomycetaceae
Gene: ENV7
Product: putative serine/threonine protein kinase ENV7
Exons: 1
Coding region: 1-1194 (397 amino acids)
Biological process (GO): protein phosphorylation; regulation of vacuole fusion, non-autophagic; vacuolar protein processing
Cellular component (GO): Golgi apparatus; cytoplasm
Molecular function (GO): protein serine/threonine kinase activity; ATP binding
Source: RefSeq, a predicted model, not a curated record
AUGUCACUAAUUUUAAAUUUAUUGAAAAAUUGUUUUUGUUAUGAUGGUUUCAUAAAUAAUUUAAAUUCAGAAAUUACUAUCAAUGGUAAGUCUUACUCUAUUAAAAACUUAUUAUAUGAAAAUUCAACCUCAUUCACCUAUUUAAUUCUAAAUAACACUAACAAUUUGGCUCUAUUGAAAAAAAUUACUUGCUUCACCACAGAUGACGUUAAAUUAACCUUAAAUGAAAUAGACCACUAUAGAAUCUUCAAUAACGAUAAUCUAAUUAGAUUGAUCGAUUUUCAAAUAACACAGGAAAUUGAAGAUGAUAACGAUUCAAUCUUCAGAUUAUCAAAUAACCAAACAAUUUCAUUGGAUUAUUCAAAUCAGUCCUUAAAAAUUUGUUACAUCAUAUUGCCUUAUUACCCAUUGGGUACUUUACAAAAUUGUAUAACUAAACAAAUAAUUAACGGCGAAUUGCAAUGGGAUGAUUCACAGGUUCUACAAGUUUUAAUGACUCUAUCAAACGGUAUUAAAUAUUUACAUAAUAGAAAUCCAUUAGAAAAAAUUUCAUCUCCAGAUACUUAUUCGAAAAUCGAUAUUAAAUUCGACGAUUUAUCGACUUUGAAAAAUAAUUCUCCACUAGACCCAUUGGAUGAUUCAUAUAAUUCCGCUACUUUAUCCUCAUCGACUAAUAAUGAAUUAGAAAAUAAUCAUUACUACAUCCAUAUGAAUUUAACUCCGGAAAAUAUAAUGAUAGAUAACACUCAGGAUUCUCAAUUAAACGCAAUUAUUUCAGAUUUAAGCACUUGUAUACCCACUACAAUGAUAAGGAAUACAAUUGAUUUCAAAGAAUGGAUUGAAGAUCGUUGCAAUAUUUUUUACAAAUCCCCAGAAUUACUAAAUAAAAAUAUAAAUCUAAUAUCAAAGAAAACUGACAUUUGGUCAUUCGGCUGCAUAAUCUACCAACUGCUUUAUGGAUUAUCUCCUUUCCAAAGAGAAGAACAAUUGAAAGGUGCUUCUAUCGUAUAUUCUAUUUCAACUUGUAAGUAUUCAAUUCCAGAAAACAUUGAAAUAUUUAAAGAUGUUACAAUUAAAAAUAUUAAUGAACUUAACGAAAUAAUUAAAAAAUGCAUACAAUUAGACCCUUCUAAAAGACCUACCAUUGACGAGAUUAUUGACGAUUUAGAGAAAAUCAAAAAUAAUAAUGUAUAA